AUGGCUGCUCCCACCUCCAACCGCCUCCCGUUUCUGCUGAGGGGUCGCCUCCCACUGCGCCCCUGGCCCACCACGACCAGACCACUUCCCUUUGGAACUGCGCGACGAUACGGAACGAACGUUGAGGAUAAGAAUGAGCUGGACAAGGAGACAAGGGAGGGCGCCCAACACGAUGCUGCCGCCGACCAGGCCACCGACACAUCAAGGUCCGACACCAAGUCUGCCCAGGCCAUCGCAGACGAGGCCUCGAGCAGAUCCGACUCGGAGUCUUCGGUUGUCAGCGACCUCAAGGACUGGGAGACGAACCCAAACUUUAAGAUCGAAUCCUUUUCCGACCUACCCCACGCCAACUUUGGCGUCAACCAACACAUACCGUUCGACGCCGAGUUCAAGGAAGUCUUGAAGGCUAUCCCUUGGGCGUUCCGGGCGCCAAUCCGUUAUGCAUUUGCUUAUGGAUCCGGAGUAUUUCCACAGUCGAAAUCCAACGGCAAAACGGCAACCCCCGAAGAAGUAAAGGCUAUACAUCCAAAAUGCCCACCAGCGGUAGCAAGACAUCAAGAUGGCACACCGAAAAUGAUUGACUUUAUCUUUGGCGUUUCCCACACGCAACACUGGCACUCUCUCAAUAUGAAACAACACCGCGAUCAUUACUCGGGCCUUGCCACGCUCGGGUCGGGGGCCGUAUCUUAUGUGCAGGACAGAAUGGGUGCUGGUGUCUACUUUAACCCAUAUGUUGUUGUCAACGGGAUUUUGAUCAAGUACGGAGUGGUGCUGCUAAAGACACUGGAGGAAGACCUGACCAACUGGGACACACUGUAUCUGGCCGGUCGGUUGCACAAGCCGGUGAAGAUUCUGCGCGAUGACCCCAAGAUUCGUCUCGCCAACCAGAUCAACCUGCUUUCUGCUUUGAGGACGGCCCUGCUGCUUUUGCCGCCAAAGUUCACCGAAGAAGAGCUCUAUGCCACCAUUGCCGGCAUCAGCUACCUCGGCGACCCACGAAUGGCCCUGCCAACGGAGAACCCAAGCAAGGUCAAGAACAUUGUCGGCAACAACAUGACCAACUUUAGACGGCUGUAUCUCCCACUUAUCGAGACGCUCCCCAAUGUCGAGUUCAACGACCCGGGAACCAGCGCCAAGGACUGGGUGUGGGAGGCUAGCAACCUCAACCUCGUUCAGGAUAUGGACCCUGUCAAACGCGGCAACAUGGUGCGCCGGCUGCCAAAGUCAUUCCGGUCACGUCUCUACUUUCAGUACCAGAGGAAAUUCGCCAUCCCGCAGCUAGAGUUCAACAAGAUGAUGGAGGAAAGUAAGAAUGAGGACUCGAUCUCGUUCAAGCGUCGCGAGGGCGGCGGGUUUGAGAGGCGUAUUGUGCAGGACGACCCCACCGAGCUGCGCAGCUAUAUUCGGGAGGUGAUUAAGCAGACUAUCAGCUGGCCGGCCACGACACAAUCCUUGAAGGGACCCCUCACCAGCGGCUGGACGAGGACGUGGCGGUAUCUGAUGGAGAAGAUGGCCAAGUACCGCGAGGGAAAGGCCAAGGAGGCUGAGGAGAAGGAGGAGAGCGAGGAGAAGAAGGCUUGA
Messenger RNA from Podospora anserina S mat+, 1581 nucleotides. RefSeq lists its product as uncharacterized. Gene Ontology annotation, molecular function: phosphatidate cytidylyltransferase activity. The transcript has 2 exons. Bases 1 to 1581 code for a protein of 526 amino acids. The record is from RefSeq and is a predicted model, not a curated record. Gene Ontology annotation, cellular component: mitochondrion. NCBI's taxonomy places the organism in Eukaryota, Fungi, Ascomycota, Sordariomycetes, Sordariales, Podosporaceae. Gene Ontology annotation, biological process: cardiolipin biosynthetic process; CDP-diacylglycerol biosynthetic process.